UUCUCUUGGGUUGAUCGCCUCGCUGCCUAUAGAGUUCUUGUAUACUCUUACCAUCUCCACUCCAUCCUGCGGCCUAGGGUUUAUGGGAAGCCCGGGUGAAACGUCGAAGGAUGGCGCUCCCCUCCCCGCUCCUCUCCCUCCUCCCCCACAAACCCCUCUCCGAGAUCAAAUUUUUCGUCGAAAGUAUCACAUUUCCACCAUCAAAACCCGAACUUCACGGCCGAAACCCUAGAAUCAUCAAUCCUUCGGCCGCCGCAGCAUGAGCAGACGCGCGGCGGCGAUCGUUCUUUCCCAAUCGCCGGCCACCUUCGCUUCCCUCCGAGCCAAUCACUGCUUGCCGCCAAUGCAAUCGGGGAUUUCCCGCCUCCAUUCGUUCAAAAAACCGGGUAUUUCUUUCUUCAGCAGCGGCAGUAGCUGUUCUUCCCCUGAUGACGAUUUGAAUGGUUUGGUCGACCCCGAGUUCUCCCCCCCAUGGAACGGAGCGUGCCGGGAUCGAGAGGAUUGCCGGGGGGCCUCGGUGUCGCCGAAAGACUUUGCCUUUUUACAAGAGGCAAUCGCAGAACGUGAUGCUCUCCCUGGAAAGACUCUCGAUUCGGGUAAGUUCUCUGAGGAGGCCAUUUUGAUUGCCAAGGCAGUUAGAGCAAGUGGAGGAGUCUUCAAUGACAAAACUGAGAAGUUUUUGAGGCAAUUCAGAGGGAAGUUGGAUGAAUCGCUGGUGAUCGAGGUGCUAAGACUUGUCAAAGUUCCUGAAUUCGGUGUCAAGUUCUUCAUCUGGGCUGGUCGGCAGAUUGGAUAUAGCCACACAGGUCCGACAUAUGAUGUACUAAUAGAAAUUUUAGGUUUUGAUAAGAAGACUAGAGUCCCUCAACAUUUCCUCAAGGAAAUUGGAGGGGAUGAUAGAGAAGUGCUUGGUAGAAUGCUUAACACAUUGGUUCGGAAGUGUUGCCGCAACGGAUUUUGGAAUGAGGCACUGGAGGAGCUUGGGAGGCUCAAGGACUUUGGUUACAGACCAUCAAAAGUGACUUAUAAUGCUUUGAUUCAGGUUCUUCUGAGUGCUGACCGAUUAGAUUCAGCUUUUUUAGUUCAUAGGGAGAUGUCAGAUUCGGGCUUUUCUGUGGACCGUUUCACUAUGGGUUGCUUUGCGCAUUCGUUAUGCAAAGCCGGGAGGUGGGUGGAAGCUCUCAAUAUCAUAGUCAAGGAAGAUUUCACGCUCGACACUGUUUUAUGCACUCAAAUGAUAAGUGGGUUGUUGGAAGCUUCUCUUUUCGAAGAAGCCAUGUCUUUUCUUCAUAGGAUGCGCUCCAACUCUUGCAUCCCAAAUGUUGUGACGUAUAGGACACUGCUUUCAGGCUUUCUGAGGAAGAAGCAACUUGGCUGGUGUAAGAGAAUUAUUAAUAUGAUGAUUACAGAGGGUUGCAAUCCCAAUCCAUCAUUGUUUAAUUCGCUUGUUCAUGCAUAUUGCAACUCAGGGGAUUACACUUAUGCGUAUAAGCUGCUAAAAAAGAUGAGUGCUUGUGGUUGCCGACCGGGUUAUGUGACAUAUAAUAUCUUUAUUGGAGGGAUUUGUGGGAAUGAGGAACUACCGAGUUCUGAGCUGAUGGACUUGGCAGAAAAAGCUUAUGAGGAAAUGCUGGAUGCUGGAUUCGUACUUAACAAGAUAAAUGUCAGUAACUUUGCACGGUGCCUUUGUGGCAUGGAAAAAUUUGAAAAGGCUUUUAGGGUUAUAAAGGAGGUGAUGAAGAGGGGUUUUGUACCUGAUACUAGCACAUAUUCAAAGGUGAUUGGUCUUCUUUGUCAGGCUCAUAAGGUGGAAAAGGCUUUUCUUUUGUUUCAGGAAAUGAAGAUGAAUGGUAUAGUUCCUGAUGUUUAUACAUAUACUAUUUUGAUUGACAGUUUCUGUAAGGUUGGUCUCAUUCAACAGGCUCAGAGUUGGUUUAAUGAAAUGAAGAGAGAUGGUUGCACUCCAAAUGUGGUGACUUAUACUGCCCUUAUACAUGCUUAUCUGAAAGCUAAGCGACUCUCUGAGGCAAAUGAGCUUUUCGAGAGUAUGAUUAGCAUGGGAUGUCAUCCAAAUGUUGUCACGUACACUGCUUUAAUUGAUGGAUUUUGCAAGGCCGGCGAGAUUGAUAAGGCUUGUCAUAUUUAUUCUAAAAUGAGAGGUAAUUAUGAGGAUCCAGAUACCAAGACAUCCUCUGAAGGUGAUGGUGCUGAUGUCGCAGAGCCAAAUGUUAUUACGUACGGUGCAUUGGUCGAUGGCUUGUGCAAGGCUCAUAAAGUAGCUGAGGCUCAUGAUUUACUGGAUGCAAUGUCUUCUGCUGGUUGUGAGCCAAAUCACGUUGUCUAUGAUGCUCUCAUCGAUGGCUUUUGCAAGGCUGGGAGACUUGAUGUAGCACAAGAGAUAUUUGUAAGAAUGUCUGAGCAUGGUUUUACUCCCAACGUGUACACAUACAGCUCCUUGAUUGACAGGUUGUUUAAGGAUAGAAGACUUGAUCUUGCGUUGAAGGUUCUUUCAAAAAUGCUAGAGAACUCUUGUGCUCCAAAUGUCGUCACUUAUACUGAGAUGAUUGAUGGGCUCUGUAAAGCUGGUAAAACCGAAGAGGCUCAUAAGCUUCUGACAAUGAUGGAAGAGAAAGGUUGUAGUCCGAAUGUCAUCACGUAUACUGCCUUAAUAGAUGGAUUUGGUAAAGCAGCUAAAGUUGAAAUGUGCCUAAAACUUUUUAGUCAAAUGAGCAAAAAGGGCUGUUCUCCAAAUUUCAUUACAUAUAGAGUAUUGAUAAACCAUUGUUGUGCUGCUGGCCUUUUAGACAAGGCCCAUGAACUUCUAGAGGAGAUGAAACAGACCUACUGGCCAAGAUAUACAGCAGAUUAUUCCAAUAUGAUUCAAGGAUUCAGCAGGAAGUUUGUCAUCUCACUUGGUCUUUUAGAAGAAGUGGCAGAAUAUAGUUCAGUGCCAAUUGCUCCUGCUUACAGCAUACUCAUUGAGAGUUACUGUAGAGCUGGUAGGCUAGAGACAGCCCUUGAAUUGCACAAGGAGAUCAUAGGCAUGUCAUCAUGUUCAUCUAUUGGCAACCAGAAUAUGUAUUAUUCUUUAAUUGAGGCCCUUUGUUUAGCAUCUAAGGUUGAGAAAGCCUUUGAACUAUAUAGUGAGAUGACAAGGAGAGGUCAUGUUCCAGAACUAACUGUUCUGUUUUGCCUCAUCAAAGGACUCCUCAGAGUGAAUAAGUGGAAUGAAGCUCUUCAACUUUGUUAUUGCAUAUACCACCAUGGGUAUACACUGGCAGAGUCGGGAGGGCUUUGACAGGAGCUAGUGAUCAAGCACUUCAAUCUUCUACUAGCAUCAGUUCAUUGAGAAGGUAGUGCUUGGACUGAUAAUUGAGAAUACACCAGCUAAGAGCUUCUAGUGUUUAUGACAUACCAAAAGGGACCCAUGGAGAUGACUGCUACGUUUCUGUAAAAUGACUCUGCUUGUGUUGUUUGAAGAAACACAGUUGUUGUACUCAAUAAGCAGUGGUAACUGAUUGAGCAUGCUAAUCUGGAUAUGAUUCUUGGAUAAUCUCCGCCAGUAGUUUGUGAAGCGACCUUUAGUUGUCAUGGGCUGUAAUCUGGGCUUCUUUGGGUUAUCUGAGAUUCUGGUGCAGGCAUGUCACAAAAUGCAUCGCUGGGGUAGUUUUUGCUGCAGCCCCUACCAAGAUUCACACUCUCUAACAAAUUAUUCCCAACAUUAGGGUUUUUUCACAUAUUUGUGAUUCUUUUAGAUCCAACAGGGAAGGAAUAUUGAUGGAGCUAGCCAAGGUGUCCAUCUCAGUAAAUAAUUAAGUCAAGCUUGAAUUUUGUUGCAAGAAGUCUGAACUCUGGACCUCUCAUGUCUUUUGCAUCCUUUGUUCAAUAAUUAUUAACAGGGAGGUGCAUAUCUAUGUAGCCCAAGGAAAGAAGUCACAACACCAUCUGAAAAAUGUUCAGGUUCCAUAUCUUUUGUUUCAGAUCUCUAUUUACCAUCUUAACCAGAUUAGUUAUUGAGGUAACCAGAUUAAUAAAUUAUGUUCUGUCUCAAAGAUCUGGAAUGUAGGUUCAGGUUUGUUCUGAGUGGAGUAUUUGCCUCACUACUUCAACAGGUGGCUCAAGGUUCCAUCCAAUUUUUCCAGGAGCACUAUGUAUCUAGUUUUUUUGGCAAUAAUGGUGGUAAACAUGCACUCAUGUGCCACCCUCUUCUAUUCUUUGUCAAAGGGUCUCAUAUCUCGGCCAAGAUAUCAAUUUAUAUUGUACAGGGAUGUCAUAUAAUUAAUAUGCUGAGCUUUAGGUGCAACAUCUUGUAAAACAAAUGAUUUAUCCUUAUUUUUCUAGGAUAUUAUGCUUGGUGCA
Messenger RNA from Phoenix dactylifera (date palm), 4359 nucleotides. Lineage: Eukaryota; Viridiplantae; Streptophyta; Magnoliopsida; Arecales; Arecaceae. The record is from RefSeq and is a predicted model, not a curated record.